AUGGAAUCCAAACGCGAUGUCUUCGAGACUUUAGAUCUUAUCUCAUUGUUCGCUUCUGAUCCAGCAACGGAUGGAAGCUCUUCUGAGACUCAAACUCCUGAGAAUGAUACGGAAUCGCAGCUGUCGAGCGAGAAGAGGAAUAACCCUUCUGGGUCUGAUGAUGCGCCAAGGACGGAGACGCGAAAACGAAAGGCGAGGGAGAAGAGUAAUAAUAACAAUUCUCCUGGGUCGUCUGGUCGUAGGCCGAAGAAGGAGAGGCGAAAAGACGUAGUGUUUUCGAAGACGAUUGAGAUGCCACAGAUGCUGAGAGAUCGGAUUGAAGAAUUGGGUGGCUUUAACAUCCAAUUUGCGACUCAAAAGAGACUGCAAGACACUGACAUGAACAAGAACCACGGUCGAUUACUGAUUCCUUUUAAAAAACUGGUGAAUGAUUUUGCAUCAGAAGAGGAGAAGAGGCUGUUGAAGCAACAUGAUCAAGAGGAUUUGAAAAACAAGAAUGGAAUGACAGUGUUGAUAAUUGAUCCUCAGUUAAGAAACAGACAGAUUGGGCUGAAAAUGUGGAAGGUUGGGCAACACGAAAGCUAUUGUCUGAUGUCAAAGUGGAAUUUGUUUGUCAAAGAGAAUUCACUCGAAAGUGGAGAUUACAUCCAACUUUGGAGUUUUAGAUCAGAUAACGCUUUUAUAGUUGGGCAUGAAGCUCAACUGCCUAUCAACUCCAAUCUUUGCUUCGCUUUCGUUAAACUUGACAUCUCGGAGGGAAUUUUUAAAUUUAUUUGA
This is a messenger RNA of Cucumis sativus (cucumber), 777 nucleotides long. RefSeq names its product putative B3 domain-containing protein At2g27410. Gene Ontology annotation, molecular function: DNA binding. The transcript has a single exon. The coding region runs from base 1 to 777 and encodes 258 amino acids. The record is from RefSeq and is a predicted model, not a curated record. NCBI's taxonomy places the organism in Eukaryota, Viridiplantae, Streptophyta, Magnoliopsida, Cucurbitales, Cucurbitaceae.